GCGUGAUGGUGUCAGUUAAUCUAUUACAGCUCUAUACAAGGGUCAGUGAAGUAUCUAAACCGGCUGCUGUGCUUACAUACAAGUUUAUUAUUAAACAUAUAGUUAUAUUUGGUUGGACAUUGCUGCAAUCGGAGUACUGAUCAGUAUUGAAGUGAUAUCUGGAGAGACAACAUGUUACUUGUUCAAGCAAUAUUGUUAUUCGGGGUUAAUCUCGCCGUGGCCAGUGUAGCUCCGUCUAUGGACCUGAAUGAUGGGAACAAGAUUCCUUUAGUGGCUUUAGGAACGGGGAGAGGAACUUCAGGUUCGAUACCCAUAGACGAGGUUCGAGAUGCAGUGCUCUGGGCAAUUGAAGCAGACUACCGCCACAUCGAUACUGCCGUGUUGUACCAGGACGAGACGCAAGUCGGACAGGGCGUGGCGGACGCGAUUGCCAAAGGUCUCGUUACCAGAGAACAAAUGUAUAUAACCACCAAACUACCCUGUGAGAGACAUGCUCGUGAACAAGUGGUGCCCACUCUUAGAGAAUCGUUGACCAGACUCGGCAUGGACUAUGUCGACUUGUUUCUUAUACACUUCCCUGUGGCUACGAAGGAUGACGGAUCUCCCGAUGAUAUCGACUAUUUAGAAACCUGGAGAGGUAUGGAAGAUGCGAAGGAAUUAGGCCUUGUCAAAUCUAUUGGAGUUUCAAACUUCAAUGUCUCGCAGAUAGAUAGACUUUUAGCCAAAGGCAAGGUUAAACCGGCUGUGAAUCAGAUCGAGGUACACCCAGCGUACACAAAUGAAGAGUUAGUGGCUCACUGUCAAAAUAAAGGCAUUGCUGUAAUGGCGUACAGUCCUUUCGGUUUCUUGGUGCCCAGAAACCGUACUUAUGUGACACCACCUCUGAUCGAUGAUCCCACGUUGGUGAAGUUAGCUGAGAAGUACGGCAAGACCACUGGGCAAGUCGUGUUGAGAUAUUUGAUUGACAGAGACAUGAUCAUAGUUCCCAAAUCUGCCAAUAAGGAACGAUUAGCACAGAACAUCGAUUUGUUCGAUUUUAAAUUAACUGCAGACGAAGUUGCCACCAUUAAUAAGUUCAAUCAAAAUAGCAGUGUGUUUGAUUUUUCAGGUUGGAAAAAUUACCCUUACUAUCCUUUUUAAUAAGUUUCUAUUUUCGUAUAUAUAAAUUAAACAAAUUAAAAAUUAUUAAAACUGGCAAUUUUAGAAUCCACAGAUACAGGUUUUAUAAGAUGUCGUAACUGUAUAUUAUAAUUGGAUGUAAAUUUUUGGCGCCAAAUUUCACUGCACAGAGCUUGGUUGACUUUAAUACUUUUGUGUUGUAAUUUUGAAUCGUAAUUAACUAAUUUUAGAGUUCCUAAAUAAAAUACAUAACAAAAAUUAUUUAGUGAUAUUCAAAGUUAGGUAUUAAAUUUGCUUUGAUGUUAAAUAAGUUAUAAAUGCAUGCUUAUUUUAAAUACCAUACAAAUUGAGUAUCAAAUUGAUCUAUCUGACUUCAUCUAUAUCUGUAUUAGAAUCAUACAAAUAUUUAUUAAUAUGGUUAUAAUUGACAACUAUAAUGCGUUUGAAUGUAUCUUGACUAAUUCGUAUUUUUGUAUCGAACUUUAGAAAUGUACUGUAGGAUUUUUAAACAGUGAUUUAAAUAAAUAAGUUUAAACAUUCUACAGUAAUAAUAACUGCCAAUUAAGUAAUGUGUUUAUUUUUACCUAUCAUUUAUUGUAUAAUUAAGUGAAUUUAAUUUUUGUACUGAUUAUUUUAUAUCUUGUAAAUGGACUAUAGACAGAGUGUUGUUUGAUACGAAAAUUUAUUUUUAACCAAAAAGAAUAUCGCCAUUUUUAAAUUUUGUAAGUAGUAACUAUAAUAUUUUGACACAGAUUAUAUAAUAUACUAAUAUUUUUACUGACACACACACAUUGACAAAUCUCGUAAGUUUAUGCGUGGUUUCGGAUACGAGUACUAAUUCAAUUACACAGGAAUAAAACUUUUGAGGACGUGUUUCUAGAUAGGUAUCGGGUAGAGGUAUGGAGAACCUUCUUUGUGUUUUAAAAAAUGUAAAUUACGGUGGCGUUAAAGUAGAAAUAGGAUAAAUUAUAAAGAAAGCACUAAAAAUACAAACAAACAUUUCAUGUCUUGUAUACUGCAAUUUAAUUAACCACUUUAGUCAUCAAAAUUUAAAUUUUUUUAACUCGGCACACUUCACUCCAUUGCUAACUUCAAUUUAUAUUCUAAUGCUACUCUAGCGCCAUUCUGGAGGGAUUUGGAACUAUUAUUUACAGCUGCACACCUUUGCUCUGUUCCUCCUUAUGAGAUAGUUCUCUUUACCCUCCUAUACCUAUUUAGAUACAAUAUUAUUAAUCUAAGGUAUACAUUAAGGACCGCACUCUUUCUAUGAUCUAAAGAUUUUUUUUUAAAUAAAUAAUUUCGAAUUUCAGACUAAUGAGUAGCAGCUGUAAUACAGGUUUGUUACAAAUUUUAUAAUAAAAAAAUAAAAUAAA
Messenger RNA from Galleria mellonella (greater wax moth), 2492 nucleotides. Its product is annotated as aldo-keto reductase AKR2E4-like. The record is from RefSeq and is a predicted model, not a curated record. Gene Ontology annotation, molecular function: aldose reductase (NADPH) activity. Bases 172 to 1140 code for a protein of 322 amino acids. Gene Ontology annotation, cellular component: cytosol. The transcript is spliced from 7 exons. NCBI's taxonomy places the organism in Eukaryota, Metazoa, Arthropoda, Insecta, Lepidoptera, Pyralidae.